Messenger RNA from Ictalurus punctatus (channel catfish), 6503 nucleotides. RefSeq names its product 1-phosphatidylinositol 4,5-bisphosphate phosphodiesterase beta-4. The record is from RefSeq and is a predicted model, not a curated record. Gene Ontology annotation, biological process: lipid metabolic process; phosphatidylinositol-mediated signaling. Lineage: Eukaryota; Metazoa; Chordata; Actinopteri; Siluriformes; Ictaluridae. The transcript has 41 exons. Gene Ontology annotation, molecular function: phosphatidylinositol-4,5-bisphosphate phospholipase C activity; calcium ion binding. Bases 502 to 4338 code for a protein of 1278 amino acids.
GCUGUAGUAGCUGCAUGGUGGAGCAUACAGUAUAUUAUACUAGUAGUGUUGAUUUAAUGAUUUUUUCCUCCCUCCUCCUCCUCCUCUUCUUUAUCUUCCUCCUCCUCCUCUUUAACCGCUGUAGUUGCUGGAGGAAGGGCACUUGUGCAUGACUCACUCCCCCUGCUAACCUUUCAUUCAUUCAGCAGAGAGACAGGGAAGGAGUGAGGGAGGGGGUUUCUGUAGCAGCUCUCCACUGGAGGGCGAGAGGUAACGGGAGUAGGCAGGCAGCAUUAUCAGGAGGCAGGGACACACAGAGAGGACAGCAGCUGGACAAAAUCCGGGCCGGGGAUCUGACAAGCGCCGGAUUUACAUCAGCUCCUUAAAUCAGCUGUUCACGAACAGAGAUGCUGUUGUCCCAGUAGAAACACUAGAUGCAGCACUGAACAUCCUCACCUGCUGUCCUCGGUCAUCUAGCUGUCCCUGAUACAACUCUAACAUCUGUCUGAUCUGUGAGCAGCCAUGACGAAGUCAUAUGAAUUCAACUGGCAGAAGCAUGUCCCUGAUUUCCUUCAGGAAGGUGCCGUGUUCGACAGAUUUGACGAGGAUCCUUUUGUCUUUGAAUCCAGCUGCCUUUUCAAAGUUGAUGAAUUUGGAUUCUUCCUCACGUGGAAAAGUGAUGGCAAGGAGGGCCAAGUCCUAGAAUGUUCCCUCAUAAACAGUGUCCGUACUGGAGCAGUGCCAAAGGACCCGAAGAUCGCUGCAUCUCUGGAGGCAGCGGGGAGGAGCGAGGCCGAUCUGGAAGGCUGCGUCAUCUGUGUGUGCAGUGGCCCUGACCUGGUCAACCUCAGCUACAUGUACAUGGUGGCUGACAGCGCUGACACCGCCAAGAAAUGGAUGGACGGGCUGAAAUCAGUCAUUCACAACUUCAAGGCAAACAACGUGUGUCCAAUGACUUGCCUUAAGAAGCAUUGGAUGAAACUGAGCUUUCUCACCAAUGUCAAUGGGAAAAUCCCAGUCCGAGGCAUCACAAGGACUUUUGGCUCGGGCAAAACUGAGAAAGGAAUAUUCCAAGCCUUGAAAGAGCUCGGCUUACCAAGUGGGAAGAAUGACGAAAUUGACCAUUCUGUGUUCACCUUUGACGUCUUCUAUGCACUCACUCAGAAAAUAUGCCCGCGCACAGAUAUUGAGGAACUCUUCAAAAAGAUCAAUGGGGACAAAAGUGAUUAUUUAACAGUAGACCAGUUAGUCACCUUUCUGAAUGAAAACCAGCGGGACCCACGGCUGAAUGAGAUCCUGUUCCCCUUCUACGACCCCAAACGAGUCAUGCAGAUCAUUGAGAAGUACGAGAGAGAUGAGGACCUAAAGAAGAAAGGCCUUAUGUCCAGCGAUGGUUUCUGCCGGUACUUGAUGUCGGAUGAGAACGCUCCUGUGUUUUUGGACCGCCUGGACCUGUGUCAGGACAUGGACCAGCCACUAGCACACUACUUAAUCAGCUCCUCACACAACACGUACCUGACAGGCAGACAGUUUGGGGGCAAAUCGUCAGUGGAAAUGUACCGACAGGUGCUGCUUUCUGGAUGCAGGUGUGUGGAGUUAGACUGCUGGGAUGGAAAAGGAGAGGAUCAAGAACCCAUUAUUACCCACGGGAAGGCCAUGUGUACUGACAUUCUCUUCAAAGAUGUAAUUCAGGCUAUUAAAGAGACAGCUUUUGUGACAUCGGACUACCCCGUUAUUCUUUCAUUUGAAAACCAUUGCAGUAAAACUCAGCAGUAUAAGAUGGCAAAGUACUGUGAGGAUAUCUUCGGAGACCUGUUACUCAAACAGCCACUGGAGGGCUUCCCAGUACGUGAUCUUCUGAAUCAUCACUCACACACGAUCUAUCAAAGACCUAGAGUGUGUGCCAUGAUCGAGGCUGGGCGUGCCCUACCUUCUCCAAACGACCUCAAGAGAAAAAUUCUCAUAAAAAACAAACGCUUAAAGCCAGAAGUGGAACAGAAGCAACUGGAGUCAUUUAAAAGACACAUGGAGGCAGGAGAGAUGAGUGUACAGGCGGGAGAGGAUGAAAAUGAAGAAGACAUAGAGAACGCAGACAGUAAAGACAUCAAUGCGGAGACAAAAACUCGCAACAACAUCUCCUCAGAAGAGCCCAGUGAACACAACACGCAUGAAAACAGUGUCAAGAAGGACAAGAUUCCUGAUGACGAGACCACAGAGGCUUCAGAGGCAACAGAAGCAGAUGCAACUGAUGUGUCAGAGGCUUCAGAUCUUGAUAACAAGAAGAAGGGUGCAGAUACGGCAGAGGAUGCAGAUGCUGAGCAGCAGCUAAUUGCCUCGUAUAAGUAUGAAGGAGCCACAACCAACAUCCACCCUUAUCUUUCUGCCAUGGUGAACUACGCCCAGCCGGUCAAGUUUCAGAGCUUUGAGAUCGCAGAGGAGAAAAAUAUCCAUCACAACAUGUCGUCCUUUAAUGAGUCUGUUGGUCUCGGCUACCUAAAAACCAAUGCCAUUGAGUUCGUGAACUACAACAAGCGACAGAUGAGCCGGAUCUACCCCAAAGGAGGCCGUGUGGACUCCAGUAAUUACAUGCCUCAGAUCUUUUGGAACGCUGGGUGCCAGAUGGUGUCUCUGAACUUUCAGACUCCAGAUUUGGCUAUGCAGCUGAACCAGGGGAAGUUUGAGUACAACGGUGCAUGUGGGUUCCUGUUGAAGCCAGAUUUCAUGCGGCGCUCUGACAGGAUGUUUGACCCGUUCUCUGAGACACCAGUGGACGGUGUCAUCGCUGCUACCUGCAGUGUUCAGGUGUUCUCAGGUCAGUUUUUAUCUGAUAAGAAGAUCGGCACGUAUGUCGAAGUGGAUAUGUACGGCCUUCCCACCGACACCAUCCGCAAAGAGUUUCGCACCCGCAUGGUGAUGAACAACGGCCUGAACCCAGCCUACAACGAAGAGCCUUUCGUUUUCAGAAAGGUCAUCCUACCUGAACUGGCUGUGCUGAGAAUCGCAGUGUAUGAUGAUAAUAAUAAGCUGAUUGGUCAGAGGAUCCUGCCGCUGGAUGGCCUGCAGGCUGGCUAUAGACACAUCUCUUUGAGAAAUGAGGGUAACAAACCGCUGUCUCUACCUACCAUCUUCUGCAAUAUCGUCCUCAAGACCUACGUCCCUGAUGGCUUCGGGGGUGAAAUGGCUAAAAGAAAAAAAAGACGAGUAUCGUUCUUUCCACUCCGAAUGGACAGACGAAUUUGCAUAUUUGGAAGUCACAUUAAUGCUAUUGUGGAUGCUCUCUCAGACCCAAAGAAGUUCCUUUCCAUAGCAGAGAAGAGAGCGGAUCAGAUGAGAGCGCUUGGCAUCGAAACGAGUGACAUUGCAGAUGUGCCGAACGAAAUGUCCAAGAACGAUAAGAAAGGCAAAGUGAAUCAGGUGAAGGCAAACGUGACGCCUAAGACCAGCUCGGACAUGGGUCAGAACUACAGCACCACUCAGAACAACAGCUGUGAAAACAAGAAAGAUUCUGCUCUGGUGAACCAGGUGACCAUUGAGGACUUGAAACAGAUGAAGACCUAUGUUAAACUGAUAAAGAAGCAGCAGAAAGAGCUAAACACUUUGAAGAAAAGACAUGCAAAGGAGCAUAAUGCCAUGCAGAAAUCCCAUUGCACCCAAGUGGACAAGAUGGUGGCUCAGCAUGACAAAGAGAAAUUUACACUAGAUAAGCUACUAGAGAAAGCAAUCAAGAAGAGGGGAGAAAACAAUUGCUCUGAGUUAAAGAAGGAGAUUGCCGUAAAAGUGGAGACCCUCACAUCAGACCACAAAGCAAAGGUGAAGGAUAUUGUAGCGCAGCAGACGAAGGAGUGGUCUGAGAUGAUCGACUCCCACAGCACAGAGGAGCAGGAGAUGAAGGACGUACAUGUGACACAGCAGUGUGAGCAUCUGAAGAAACUACUGUCCACUGUCCAGGAGCAGCAAACCCUGCACCUCAAACUUAUCCAUGAACGACAGAGCAAAGAAAUGAAGGCAAAUCAGGCCAAGACAUCCAUGGAGAACAGUAAAGCCAUCUGCCAGGACAAGAGCAUUAAAAACAAGGCUGAGAGGGAAAGGAGAGUGCGGGAACUGAACAGCAGUAACACGAAAAAGUUCCUUGAGGAACGAAAACGGUUGGCUAUGAAGCACUCAAAAGAAAUGGAGCAGUUGAAGAAAUCGCAGCGUGAGCAGCUGGAGAAACUGGAGAAAUUCAACGAGCAGCUUUUGAAAUCACAUCAUGCAAACUCUCAGAGUCAAGGCCAAGGACAUGCAGCAGAUGGUGAAGCUGGAGGCGGAGAUGGACCGCAGACCAGCCACAGUGGUUUAGCCGCUCCAGCUGUCAACUGAGUAACAGACUCCUUCUCUACACCACCGUCCUCAACUCCCUAGUUCUGUACAGUAAACUCCAUAACCUUUGAACACUUCUUCUACUCCUCUUAGUCCUUGACUACUCCGAACCUCUUGUUGAACCUUUGUGGAUCCGUAGGAACUCCAUCAAGCAUGGAACGAAAAAAUGUGGCUCCACCCCUAAUAAAAUUACCUCCAUUGUUCUCUUUUGCUCAGCUCCUCCCCUCUGCCUAUAUCCAACCAGCCCCUAACGUCGACCUCCGUCUGUAGUCCGUCCUCGCUGCUGAGGUGCUCCUUCUGCUAGUUCUUCUGCCGGAUCUAGCCCAAUGCUGGACGCACACACACACACACACACACACACACACACACACAUCAGUGUUUUCCUGCCAUUGCCAGUGCUCACAGUACAAACCAGAGCUCAUUCCGGUCACGGUGGCUCAAGACGGACAGAACUCAAAGUGUUCUUUAUAAGCCUUUUAACUUAUGUCUCAGUGGUACUAGAUUAUAGUAGCAGCACCAGGCAUAUAAAGAAGGCAUAACUGAAAGAUUUUAGUUGUGUUCACUGUCAGCGCAAAUUUGUGAAAACAAGUGGAGAAAAAUAUCCUGAGCACUUUAUAGGCUGUCAAAGAAAUUUGUAGCAGUGCACUCCUGUGCUAAGAAUAAACAGUCGAAUGUCCAAACACUGUAUUGAGGGUGAAACUGUCCGACAUGAUUGAAACCAAACAAAGUAGAACAUGUUGUAGUUCUUAUACUUUAUUUUUCUUAUUAAAUGCAUUGCUUUGUUUUUAAGACUUAAUUCUAUUUCAUUUAAUUCAUUAUCAGGUAAAGAUUGGUUGUUUUAACAAUGUUUGGUCUGAAAUACCACUAUGACUUGUUUUGUGUUUGCAGAUAGAUUUUGACACUGUACUGUACCUGUUACACUGCUUGUUUCUUCACACAUUUAAAUGUAAUGAGAGUUAUGAUGUUGACAUUCCAUGAUGGACCCGAAUAUCCGGUUAAUAAGGGACAAAAGGUUUCCAUGCACUACAGGAAAUUUGUUUGGAAAUCAUCGAUUUGCUCCCAGCACUCAACAGUCAAAAAUUCAUUUGGAGUGUAAUAAAGAUUUGCAUUGAUUUGAAGAUUUGAAGUGGAUUUUAAGAAAGAGGUGCUAGUUAGCAACUUAGUAUUAGUACUUUUAGUACUUGGGCUGUAAUCUUGAAGUCCAGUCAUAUAACGUGGUUCCUCUUGUGUAAGGAAACAACAACAAAAACAAAGGCAGCUCCUGCAUUGGGUUUUGAAGCAGGCGACACGUCAAGUCUUCACUUGCCAAAACAUAAAAAUGUUCGCCUUCAGCAAUAGGAUAGGCCACUGCAGUGAAAUACGACGCCACUAUGUUUUGCUCUUAAUAAACAAUUUCCUGUUAAAAUCAGAUAGUAAAGAAAGUAUAUUGUAUAUAGUGGGAAAUAUGAAUGUAGUUCAUUUAACCUGAGGAUUUAACCGUAUGCUUAUUACACAAGGGCUCUGGGAUAGUCUGUACAUGUUUGUUAUGGGAAUGCAACCUAAAACCACUAAGUUAUUUUCUUUCCUUUUUUUUUCUUUUUUUCCAAUCUUUAAAAUCAAGACUGGUACCUUUAUUGUGCUUUCACUACAUAUCUAUUACGGAAUAAUAAGCAAAGUGCUUUUAAACUUAAAUCCAUUGCUUACAAAUGUGCCACUUGAUGUCUGUUAGGAUGUUUAAAUUAUUUUGCAAAUGGAAAAUGCCAAAAUAAGGGGUUAUUUAUAUACAGAUAUAUAAAUAUAUAUAUAUAAAUAUAUAAAUAUACAUAUUAAUAAAAUAGUGUGUAGUUUAAGAAUAUAUUUCAUGUUAGAGGCUUUUUGCACUAGUUGGCUGUUCCACAACAUUCAUGUAGAUUUUUUUUUGCUAUACAGGUUGCAGAGGAAAAACAAUAUUUUGCAGAACAAUGUUGCUUUGAAAUUCAUCCGUUUGUACUGUUUGUUUUGGAUUUUUUUAAGAAGCUAACUGUAGCUAGUCAACGGACCAUUCUGUGGGUGUUUUUGUAUUUAUAUUGUACUUGUCAAACUUCUAGCAAUGGGAACUACUAAAAAAAAAAUACUGUUGUUAUCCUGCUACUUUAAUACUGUUUUAUAGUAUGUGUACCAAUAAACUAUACAGGUGUUAAAUGAAA